CCAUCUACAACAGCCACCGGCUUGAACUUGAACCGGGUCAUGUUUCCUUGAGCUGCACGUGUGAUAUGCUCAUAAACAUCAUAUUCAGGCAACAGACACAAGACGGCGUUUGGACGUGCAUUAAGAUGAUUACGCUGCAGUCACUCAGCCUCGCUUGGGAGCAUAUUUUUGUGAUAAUAGUCCUCCUUGUGUUCACCCUGUGGAUAUUCAGAAAACUCGUUAAAUCUGACUGCCCAAUCAAAGAUCUGGAGAGCAAGUAUGUGCUAAUAACCGGCUGCGACUCAGGCUUCGGGCAAGAGACGGCGAUUCUCCUGGAUAGUCUUGGAGUCCACGUGAUCGCCACGUGUCUAACGGCCAGGGGGGAGCAGGAAUUGCAGAAGGAGUGCUGUGGGAGGGUGAGGACGUUUCGUCUGGAUGUCACAAAGUCGAAGGAGGUGCAAGAGGUUUAUAGGGCUUUGCAAGAGGAGCUACCACACGGCACAGGUUUAUGGGGCGUGGUUAACAAUGCCGGUAUAGCAGGGGUCGGUCCCGUUGACUGGAUCCCUGUGGAGAGGUUCAAGCACGUGGCCGAUAUCAACCUAUGGGGACUGGUUGACGUCACAAAGACCUUUUUGCCGCUGGUCAAGCGUGCUCGUGGGCGCAUCGUCAAUGUUACAAGUAUUGCAGGUCGUUUUACGCUCCCCUUUGCUUCCCCGUACUCGGUCUCAAAGUAUGGGGCCGAAGCGUUUUCGGACGCCAUUCGGCGAGAGCUCGCCCCGUUCGGGAUCUCUGUGAGCAUAGUCGAGCCGGGAUUCUUCCGCACGAAGAUGCCCACCCGAGAGAACCUAACACAACAGUGGGAGACACUCUGGGAGAACUUGGAUGACGAUAAGCGAGAUGAGUAUGGAGAACACUACUACAAUACUCGCGUUAAGAACAUGGUUGAUGGGAUUGCCGACAUGAUGGCCUCCCCAAACACACAUCACGUUUGCAAGGCGAUUGCGCAUGCGCUGACGUCACGCACUCCAAAGCCUCGCUAUGUCAUCGGCCAAGACGCGAACUACCUGUGGUAUUUGCUAUCGUUGCUGCCCACCUCAGCGGGCGAUACUCUCCUGCGCAUGCUCGAGAAGAAAGCUGAUCCUCAAUGCGUGGCCGGAGAUCGGUUACCGCUGCUGCAAUAAUUAAUCUCCGCAGGCUCGGACUAGUGGUGCAUCUAGUGUGUGUGUGUGUGGGGGGGGGGGGGGGGGGUAGCCUUAUCUAUAAGAAUCGCGCUGUUUCGGCAACAAUCGUAGCUGAGUUUUAUCAUAAUACAACGAGGUGCAAAAGAAUAUUUUCAUGCUUUAUUAGAGGAGACUUUAUUAACUUGUAACCAUUGAAACUGUUGAACAUUACAGUGUUGUAGGCAUCAGGUUAACGGAUCCAUGAUGUCAUCUGUUGGUUAGAAAUUGUUGGUUAAUGGGGAAUAGAAUAAACGUUUUUCAUGGCUUA
Messenger RNA from Nematostella vectensis (starlet sea anemone), 1467 nucleotides. RefSeq names its product short-chain dehydrogenase/reductase family 9C member 7. Gene Ontology annotation, molecular function: oxidoreductase activity. NCBI's taxonomy places the organism in Eukaryota, Metazoa, Cnidaria, Anthozoa, Actiniaria, Edwardsiidae. Bases 66 to 1160 code for a protein of 364 amino acids. The record is from RefSeq and is a predicted model, not a curated record. The transcript is spliced from 5 exons.